AUGAAUGCCUUCGAAAUGGCUGCCCUUUCUAGCUGGUCCCUCGAGAAUGGACCUCCAACCCGUCACUCCACUGAUGAGCAGAUCCCAGGGUAUGAAGCCCAUCGCCAGCGACAGGAGGCUCGCGCGCUCAUGGGCUCGAUUGCGGAGCGCCGGGGCAAGAACACCCCCGCCCCAGUCUUGAUCCGUGGCGAUGCGCCUCCUCUGUCGCGCCGACGGCGUUGGUAA
Molecule: messenger RNA, 225 nt
Organism: Penicillium coprophilum
Lineage: Eukaryota; Fungi; Ascomycota; Eurotiomycetes; Eurotiales; Aspergillaceae
Exons: 2
Coding region: 1-225 (74 amino acids)
Source: RefSeq, a predicted model, not a curated record